This is a messenger RNA of Oncorhynchus tshawytscha (Chinook salmon), 2026 nucleotides long. Its product is annotated as polymeric immunoglobulin receptor. Bases 68 to 1075 code for a protein of 335 amino acids. The record is from RefSeq and is a predicted model, not a curated record. Lineage: Eukaryota; Metazoa; Chordata; Actinopteri; Salmoniformes; Salmonidae. The transcript is spliced from 5 exons.
AUUGCGGACACACCAGUACUCCCCCACAAACAUAAAUACUACCAGAGACGUUAUCUCUCAUCCAUUCAUGGCUCCACAUCUCCUCCUUGUCCUGCGCAUCCUGUUCUUCCUCACUGGAGUCUCAGGUACACAGAGUGUGUCCACAGUGAGUCAUGUGUCUGUAAAGCAAGGAGGCUCCAUCACCAUCCCAUGUCUCUAUAAUCAGAGAUAUAGAAACAAUGUGAAAUGCUGGUGUAGGGGAUAUAAUUGGUUUGGUUGCUCUACUGUAGUAUGCACUGACCAUCCUAAGACCAGUGGAAAGACCUCCAUCUCUGAUGACAUCAACCAGCGAGUCUUCACUGUGACCAUGACAAGUCUUAGUCCUAGUGAUACUGAUUAUUACUGGUGUAUUGUGGAGAGGAAGAGCAAGGCAGAUGAUGGGGGUAGACUGCAGAUAUCUGUUACUCCAGGUACUCCAGAACUCUACGUGGACCAACAACAGAUGACUGGAGUUGUAGGAGGGAGUGUCACUGUGCUCUGUUACUAUAGUUCACAAGGAAGCAGUGGGAGGUGGUGCAGGAUGGGAGGCCCUUGUGUGGCUGUGGAACAUUAUGUGGCUUUAGAUGGAACAUGUGUGAAGUUAGUGCAGGAGGAGAGCCGAACCACCAACGGUUAUGUCUUAAUGGUGACUAUGAGUGGAUUGAUGAUGGAGAACACUGGCUGGUACUGGUGCGAAAAGGGAGACCUACAGAUGCCUGUUCAUAUCACUGUCAAUCAACCAACCACAACACAGAGCACCACCACAAACCAGAACAAUGGGGGAACUGAUGAGAUGCAACAAGAGAAGAACCAGAGAUUGGAACGCAUGUUUUUCUACCUGUUGAAAGCUGGAAGUGCACUGCUCUUCCUCCUGUGCACCAUCAUUGCUGUGGUGAAGAUCAGGGAAAACAGACAUCAAGAUGAUACCAAGGAUGCAUUGACACCAGAGAGUUGUUUCUGGAGAAAUUUACCAACAGUUUGCACCAAAUACUUUUCCCCCGAAAGAAACAACAACACACUGAGUGUACAAAACAUUAUGAAUGAGUCACUACAGUAAAUAUAAUAUGUUUCUAAACAUGAAUGUGCAUGCUACCAUGACCACGGAUAAUCCUGAAUGAAUAGUGAAUAAUGAUGGGAGAAAGUUACAGACGCACAAAUACACCCAAGACAAAUACAAUAACAGAGGUUAGCAUUUUUUGGAGGGUGGGAGGGGUGGUACGAUAUUUGUGCAUCUGUAACUUUCUCACUCAUAAUUGUUCACCAUUCAUUCAGGACUUUCCGUAAUCAUGGUAGCAUCCACAUUAAUGAAGUAGUGCUUAGAAAUGUAUUCUAUUCUUAUUUACAAUAAAAGUGACGACAAAAGUGAUGACACAUUACAUUACAACACAACCAUAACAAAAAGCAAAUGCAUCCAACAAGUUUGUAGAGUCACAAACUUGAUGUAAUCAUUGCAUGCUAGGAAUAUGGGACCAAAUACUAAACUUUGGACUACUUUAAUAUAUAUACGUGAAUUUGUCCCAAAACCUUUAGUCCCCUAAAAGGGGGGACUGGGAACAAUCGGUUGUUGUAAUUUGUAAACAGUUCACCCGAUAUGAAAGAAAAUACACUCAAAUUAAAAUUGACAGUCUGCAAUUUAACCUCACAGUAAUUGAGGUUCAAUUGCAGACUGUCAAAAUUCAAAGUGUUGAAGCACAGAGCCAAAAUAACAAAACUGUCUCAAUACUUCUGGAGGUCAUACUUUUGGCCAGGUGAAUCCAGGUGAAUGUUAUGAUCCCUAAUUGAUGUCACUAUUUAAAUCCAAAUAAGUGUAGAUGAAGAGGAGAAGACAGGUUAAAGAAGGAUUUUUAAGCAUUGAGAAAAUCGAGACAUGGAUUGUGUACCAUUACCCUCUACAGGAUCGGUUGCUUUCCCUGUGGGAAGGUUGAGCUAAUGUAGGCUAAUGUGAUUAGCAUGAGGUUACAAGUAACAAGAACAUUUCCCAGGACAUAGACAUAUCUGAUAUUGAAAA